Molecule: messenger RNA, 7282 nt
Organism: Spea bombifrons (plains spadefoot toad)
Lineage: Eukaryota; Metazoa; Chordata; Amphibia; Anura; Pelobatidae
Gene: PTPRD
Product: protein tyrosine phosphatase receptor type D
Exons: 44
Coding region: 824-6637 (1937 amino acids)
Biological process (GO): protein dephosphorylation
Molecular function (GO): protein binding; protein tyrosine phosphatase activity
Source: RefSeq, a predicted model, not a curated record
GAUGAAUGUGUAAGAUAGGGACGCUUCCUUUCUCUCCACUGUGAGCUUCACUCUGACAGCAGCCCGGGCUCUCUCCUGCCAUCUCUAUCUCCACUCCCUGACGAUCUCAUCACUAAGGAUUCUCUCUCACUUUUCUUUUUUUUUGUGACUACCCUUCCCAACUCAUCCUCCAUCUCUCCCUCCCCCUUGCUCUUUCACUCAGUCUCUCUUCCCUCCUCCUCCUCCACUCUCUUCCUCUCCCUGGCUACCAGCAUCAGCGGGGGAGAGUGCAGUUCAUAGUUUCCUUGUCUUUGUUGUGGAAUAAAAUACGUUUCUCUGUCUGUCUGGGAGGCAAAAAAAGAGAAGAAGAAAAAAGACUCGAGUGGGUUUCCACGAGCACGGAACUGGCUGCCCUAACAAAGACAUUUGAAACUAAGGACUACACGGAAAUCUACAGAGAAGUCAUACGCAAUUAAACUCCCAGACAGUGGCCUCAAUUCUUGGUGAAUAUAAAAACAAAGAUCUAUAGCACAUCAUUUGUAUUGAAGUCUGACAAUUCAUUUUGCAACCAUCAAAUUGACAGAAUGUUGGCACCUGCACAAACCGCCUUUAACAGCCUUGGCUCCUGAUCUACCCUGAGACUGCAACAACGGGAUGUUCCUAGGAGACACGUCUCAGGGUGGAGAAUUUUUAUACUGAAUUCCAAACCUGCAAGUCACGAUUGCAGGGCUGGAAAACAGUUCACCCAUAAAGGAGAACAAGGCUGUGAAAACACCACAUUGAAUCAUCUAAGUGGUGAGACACUCUUUGGCUGGUGAGCCGGUGAAACCAAGGCUUCCUAAGCAUGCAGGUGGCACGCUGUCAGAUGAUGAACAUCGCCAGGCCCGUUGUGGUACUUCUGUGCUUCCUAUUCCAUGCUGAUGCUGAAAUACCGCCAAGGUUUACGCGAAGUCCUGUUGAUCAGACUGGUAUUUCUGGGGGAGUAGCGUCGUUCAUUUGCCAAGCUACUGGAGACCCGAGACCCAAAAUUGUUUGGAAUAAAAAAGGAAAGAAAGUCAGCAAUCAAAGAUUUGAGGUAAUAGAGUUUGAUGAUGGAUCAGGAUCUGUUCUUAGAAUACAACCCCUGCGAACACCAAGAGAUGAGGCUAUUUAUGAAUGUGUUGCAUCCAACAGUGUUGGAGAAGUUAGUGUGACUACCCGGCUCGUAGUUUUACGGGAGGACCAAAUCCCACGUGGUUUUCCCACCAUUGAUAUGGGCCCUCAGUUGAAGGUGGUUGAGCGUACACGUACAGCCACCAUGUUAUGUGCAGCCAGUGGAAACCCUGACCCUGAAAUAACUUGGUUCAAAGACUACUUGCCUGUAGAUACCAGCAACAGCAAUGGACGGAUCAAACAGUUACGAUCAGAAUCUAUUGGUGGUACACCAAUAAGAGGUGCACUCCAAAUUGAGCAGAGUGAAGAGUCUGACCAGGGCAAAUAUGAGUGUGUUGCAACCAACAGUGCUGGGACACGAUAUUCUGCUCCUGCAAAUCUAUAUGUAAGAGUUCGGCGUGUUCCUCCAAGAUUCUCUAUACCACCCACGAAUCACGAGAUUAUGCCAGGGGGAAGUGUAAAUAUCACAUGCGUGGCUGUAGGAUCACCAAUGCCCUAUGUGAAAUGGAUGUUGGGAGCUGAAGAUCUGACUCCUGAGGAUGACAUGCCAAUUGGAAGAAACGUCCUGGAACUUACCGAUGUCAGACAAUCAGCCAAUUAUACGUGUGUCGCAAUGUCGACACUUGGCGUUAUAGAAGCAAUAGCGCAGAUUUCCGUAAAAGCCUUACCCAGACCUCCUGGAACACCUAUAGUCACCGAAACCACUGCUACUAGCAUUACAUUGACUUGGGAUUCAGGAAAUCCAGAGCCUGUUUCUUACUAUGUAAUCCAGCACAAGCCGAAGAACUCUGAGGAGCAAUAUAAAGAAAUUGAUAGCGUUGCUACAACUCGAUAUAGUGUUGCAGGUCUUAGCCCAUACUCAGAGUAUGAAUUUAGAGUUGUUGCCGUCAACAACAUUGGACGCGGUCCUCCAAGUGAGCCAAUACUGACAAGGACAUCUGAACAAGCACCGUCAAGUGCUCCCCGGAAUGUGCAUGCACGUAUGUUAAGUUCAAGCACAAUAUUAGUUCACUGGGAAGAACCUGAGGAACCCAAUGGACAGAUUCAAGGGUAUCGAGUGUAUUACACUAUGGACCCUACCCAACAUAUUAACAGCUGGACCAAGUACAAUGUGGCUGACAGUCAGAUCACCACUAUAGGGGAAUUGGUGUCUCAAAAAACCUAUUCUGUCAAGGUCCUUGCUUUUACGUCAGUUGGGGAUGGACCACUGUCUAAUGAAAUACAAGUCAUCACUCAAACAGGAGUUCCCAGUCAGCCGUUGAACUUCAAAGCUGAACCUGAGUCUGAAACAAGCAUACUUCUUUCCUGGACCCCUCCUCGGUCCGACACCAUAGAAAAGUAUGAACUCUACUAUAAGGAAGGAGACCAUUCAGAGGAGCAAGUUAUCACGAUAGACCCGAGCACGGCUUAUCGCUUACAAGGACUGAAGCCAAACAGCUUGUAUUAUUUCCGCUUGGCCGCACGUGCUCCCCUUGGGCUUGGAGCCUCUACGGCAGAAAUUUCCGCAAGAACCAUGCAGUCAAAGCCAUCAGCUCCACCACAAGACAUAAGAUGUAAAAGCCAAAGCUCUACCAGCAUCUUGGUAAGUUGGCUACCUCCUCCAGUGGAAAAACAGAAUGGCAUAAUCACGGCUUAUUCCAUCAAAUAUACAAUGCUCGAUGGAGAAGACAACAAGCCCCAUGAAAUCAAGGGCAUAUCUUCAGACAUUAAGCAGUACCUCUUGGAAAAUCUGGAAAAAUGGACUCUGUACCAUAUCUCUAUGAUCGCUUACACUGAGGUCGGACCUGGUCCAGAGAGUCUCCAGUUAUUGAUUCGGACAGAUGAAGAUGUUCCUAGUGGUCCUCCUCGCAAAGUCGAGGUAGAGGCUGUGAACUCCUCAUCUAUUAAAGUAUCCUGGCGCUCCCCCGUGUCGAACAAGCAGCAUGGCCAAAUACGAGGAUACCAGGUUCACUAUGUGAGGAUGGAAAAUGGAGAGCCCAAAGGCCAACCCAUGCUGAAGGACAUUAUGUUGGCCGAUGCACAGUGGCAAUAUGAUGAUACUACUGAACAUGAAAUGAUCAUCUCUGGACUGCAGCCCGAAACAGCAUACUCCAUCACUGUGACAGCUUAUACCACAAAAGGUGAUGGAGCUCGAAGCAAGCCUAAAGUUGUGUCUACAAGCGGUGCAGUUCCAGGUAAACCUCGACUUGUUAUCAGCCACACUCAAAUGAACACGGCUCUUAUUCAGUGGUAUUCUCCUGUUGAAACUUUUGGCCCUAUCACUGGCUAUCGUCUGAAGUUUGGUCGCAAAGACUUGGACAUGCUUAUAACUCGAGAGUUUUCAGAAAAGGAAGAGCACUUUACUGCCACUGAGAUUCACAGAGGAGCAUCAUAUAUCUUCAAAUUAUCAGCCAGAAACAAAGUGGGUUUUGGGGAAGAGGUUGUACAAGAAAUUUCUGUCCCAGAGGACAUACCAAGUGGAUUCCCUCAAAACCUUCAGUGCGACAGCACUUCUUCAACAUCUGUACAAAUAACUUGGCAACCCCCUGCUUUAGCAGAAAGGAAUGGAAUCAUCGCAAAAUAUAUUCUAAUGUACAGGGAUAUCAACCUUCCAUAUCAUCCAAUUGAAGUACCAAUUGUUCCUGCCGACACAACAGUGACCGUCACAGGGUUAAAACCUGAUACCAUAUAUGAUGUUAAAAUUCGUGCAUAUACAAGCAAAGGUCCAGGCCCCUUUAGUCCAAGUGUCCAAUUCAGGACACUGCCAAUAGAUCAAGCAGUGUUUGCAAAAAAUUUUCAUGUGAAAGCUGUGAUGAAAACAUCAGUGCUGCUGUCAUGGGAAAUUCCAGAAAAUUACAAUUCCGCAUUGCCCUUUAAAAUUUUAUAUGAUGAUGGCAAAAUGGCUGUUGAAGUAGAUGGUCGGGCAACACAGAAGCUGAUCACAAACCUAAAGCCUGAAACAUCAUACUCUUUCGUUCUUACUAACCGAGGGAACAGUGCAGGGGGGCUACAGCACAGAGUGACUGCAAAGACAGCCCCAGAUGUGCUGCAAACAAAACCUAUGUUUAUUGGGAAAACCAAUUCCGAUGGAAUGAUAACCGUUGAGCUACCUGAAGUCCCUGUGAAUGAAAAAAUAAGGGGCUACUACAUCGUGAUUGUUCCUUUGAAAAAAUCACGUGGGAAGUUCAUUAAAGAAUGGGAUAGCCCUGAUGAAAUGGAAUUGGAUGAGCUUCUGAAGGAAAUUUCUCGAAAGCGGAGAAGCCUCCUUUUCAAGAGAGAGGCUGAGUUGAAACCCUACAUCGCUGCUCACUUUGAUGUUCUACCAACGGAGUUCACCUUGGGAGAUCAGAAACACUAUGGCGGUUUCGAGAACAAGCCGCUCCAAAACGGACAAGAAUACGUUUUCUUUGUGCUUGCCGUAAUAGAGCAUUCUGAGUCGACAAUGUAUGCCACAAGCCCAUACUCGGACACAGUUGUUUCCAUGGAACUCGACCCCCAACCAAUGACGGAUGAGGAAGAAGGCUUGAUUUGGGUAGUUGGACCUGUUCUAGCUGUAGUGUUUAUCAUCUGUAUUGUCAUUGCAAUUCUCCUUUAUAAAAGCAGUAAACCAGACAGAAAGAGGACAGAAUCAGACUCGAGAAAGGGCAGCUUGCCAAACAAUAAAGAGAUCCCUUCUCAUCACCCUACUGACCCUGUAGAGCUUAGGCGUCUUAACUUUCAAACUCCAGGUUCAGGUGUCUCCGGUUACCCUGGUAACCUUCAUUCUCCAAGUAUGGCCAGUCACCCACCCAUUCCCAUUCUGGAGCUUGCUGAUCACAUUGAGAGACUGAAAGCUAAUGACAACUUAAAGUUUUCUCAAGAAUAUGAGUCUAUUGACCCAGGACAGCAGUUUACAUGGGAACAUUCCAACCUGGAAAUUAACAAACCAAAGAACAGAUAUGCAAACGUCAUUGCCUACGACCAUUCACGUGUUCUGCUGUCAGCCAUUGAAGGAAUACCAGGAAGUGACUAUAUCAAUUCCAACUAUAUUGAUGGCUACAGGAAACAGAAUGCUUACAUAGCAACACAAGGACCUCUUCCGGAAACCUUUGGGGACUUCUGGAGAAUGAUGUGGGAGCAGCGUAGCGCAACCGUAGUAAUGAUGACAAAGCUGGAAGAAAGGUCCAGGAUAAAAUGUGAUCAGUAUUGGCCAAGCAGGGGAACCGAGACAUAUGGCCUUAUCCAGGUGACACUGCUGGACACAGUUGAACUCGCAACUUACUGCGUACGGACGUUUGCACUUUAUAAGAAUGGAUCAAGUGAGAAGCGAGAAGUAAGACAGUUCCAAUUUACUGCAUGGCCGGAUCAUGGGGUCCCAGAACACCCCACACCUUUCUUAGCUUUCUUAAGACGAGUUAAAACAUGUAAUCCACCAGACGCUGGGCCAAUGGUUGUCCAUUGCAGUGCUGGAGUCGGCAGAACAGGUUGCUUCAUCGUAAUAGAUGCUAUGCUGGAGAGGAUAAGGCAUGAAAAGACUGUAGAUAUUUAUGGUCAUGUAACGUUAAUGAGAGCUCAGAGGAAUUACAUGGUUCAAACAGAGGACCAGUAUAUCUUUAUCCAUGAUGCACUGCUUGAAGCGGUGACAUGUGGCAAUACCGAAGUGCCAGCUAGAAACCUGUAUGCAUAUAUUCAGAAGCUGACACAAAUAGAACCUGGAGAGAAUGUAACGGGAAUGGAGUUAGAGUUUAAGCGUCUUGCUAGUUCAAAAGCUCACACUUCAAGAUUUAUCAGUGCCAAUCUUCCAUGUAAUAAAUUCAAAAACCGCCUUGUUAAUAUUAUGCCAUAUGAAUCGACAAGAGUAUGUCUACAGCCAAUCCGUGGCGUGGAAGGGUCCGAUUAUAUCAACGCAAGUUUUAUUGAUGGAUACAGGCAACAAAAGGCUUAUAUAGCUACACAGGGACCCUUGGCAGAGACAACAGAAGACUUCUGGAGAAUGCUAUGGGAGCACAACUCCACAAUUGUCGUUAUGCUAACAAAACUUCGGGAAAUGGGCAGAGUAAGGGAAAAGUGUCAUCAAUACUGGCCAGCCGAACGUUCUGCACGGUACCAGUACUUUGUUGUGGACCCAAUGGCAGAAUACAAUAUGCCACAGUAUAUUUUACGGGAAUUUAAAGUCACAGACGCAAGGGAUGGCCAGUCACGGACUGUUAGACAGUUUCAGUUUACGGAUUGGCCAGAGCAAGGAGUGCCAAAGUCUGGAGAAGGCUUUAUUGACUUCAUAGGACAAGUACAUAAAACAAAAGAACAAUUCGGUCAAGAUGGACCAAUCUCCGUUCAUUGCAGUGCUGGUGUUGGACGAACUGGAGUCUUCAUAACCCUGAGCAUUGUACUAGAGAGAAUGAGAUAUGAAGGUGUUGUAGAUAUCUUCCAGACAGUCAAGAUGUUAAGAACACAACGACCUGCUGUGGUACAGACAGAGGAUCAGUAUCAGUUCUGCUACCGAGCAGGGCUUGAGUAUUUGGGCAGUUUUGAUCACUAUGCAACGUAAAAGCUCUGUCCCAUCCUGGAAUCUUCCUGCAGGCCCUUCAAGAUCCCAAGAGCCUCUUCUGAGCCAUACAGUGUGCUUAAGAAGUACUUCUUAACUCCUAGCUAAAUACCAAUUACAGUAAUUGGAAUACUACACAAAAAAAAACAACAAUAAAAUAAAAACAAAUAAACUUUUGUUUUCUGGGUGGACCAAUAAUUCACAGUUUAGUAUCUUAACCUGAAGAAAUUAUACCAAUCGUGACUGGGGAGACAUUGUAAGGAUCCACUUCAGCAACAUGUCUCAAGGAUUUUGCAAAAGGAGGAAACGGCAAAGAACCACAGAACUUGGGAUUGCAUGAUAGUUCAAAGACGAAUCUUAGGAAUUCAGCGGCUCAGUGCAAGAUGUUUAAUCAGCCGAUUUCUGGCGUUUAGACAAAUGGAACAUUUGCUUUGACAUCAACCCUCGUCUCCAUUAAUAAUAUCCAUGAAAUGACAUUAGUGAAAACAAAUGAGCGGGAAGAGUUAAAACAAAAUCAUUUAUUUAGUUUUUUAGUAUUGUAAAAAUACUGCUGACCUGUGCUUCAUUAUUAAAUGUGUAAAAUUUCUUUUUCCUUUUUUUUAAACAAAAUUUAUAUCGAAGGGAAUAAAAAAUUGCAUAACUGGUAAA